This is a messenger RNA of Lates calcarifer (barramundi perch), 816 nucleotides long. Its product is annotated as progesterone-induced-blocking factor 1-like. Gene Ontology annotation, cellular component: centriolar satellite. Lineage: Eukaryota; Metazoa; Chordata; Actinopteri; Centropomidae. Gene Ontology annotation, biological process: cilium assembly. The coding region runs from base 31 to 816 and encodes 261 amino acids. The transcript is spliced from 6 exons. The record is from RefSeq and is a predicted model, not a curated record.
ACAACCACACACUGCUACCUGGUUAUCAUAAUGGUCCUGCAGAUGUAUAGACAGUAUUUAUGUUUCUGUCUGUUGCCAGUUGAGAAUGAAGAGGAAGCUGAGAGAGUUCUGUUCUCGUACGGCUACGGAGCCAAUGUUCCCACAACGGCCAAAAGAAGACUAAAGCAGAGCGUUCACCUGGCACGCAGGGUGCUGCAGCUUGAGAGGCAAAACACAUCAUUGAGGCAAGAGCUGGACAGAUACAAGUCACAGACAGGACAGAUAUCUGAAGAGUUGUUGGCAGCCAACCAGCUGCUGCAGCAGACGCAGCAGCCCUAUAGCUACCUGAUUGAGACAGUGAGACAAAGAGAAGCACAGAUCAGCACAUUGAAGGAACGCAUCACCUCGCUUGAGGACGAUGUCAGUUCUCUGAGGAAAGAGCGGACCGCCCUGCAGCAGGUGAAAAACAACAUGGCCGCCGAUCUGGAGAGACUGCUCAACCAUCGGGAGGAGUUAGCAGUGAUGAAGCAGGUCCUGAUCAGCAUGCGGUCCAGACAGGGAGACGCUUUGGAUCUGCUGGAAACGGAUAAAACCGAUGUCAGGAGCUCUGGCGCAAGAAAACAACAGUCUAAAAGAAUCAAUCGGACCGCAGAGGAAGAGUCACCAAACAAACCCAAACCCACUGUAUUCACCAAAAAAGAAGUUCCUGACUGGUAUCAAAAGCUGAGCAGAAACCCAAAUAAACUACUACUACUACAACUACUACUAUGGCUACUAAUAAUUUUCACUCAGGGCUUUAGCAAUCUCAUGUUUUUAUCAAGGGUGUUUGUAUUUUAA